This is a messenger RNA of Falco peregrinus (peregrine falcon), 4007 nucleotides long. RefSeq names its product HIV-1 Tat specific factor 1 (gene HTATSF1). The transcript has 9 exons. Bases 235 to 1587 code for a protein of 450 amino acids. Gene Ontology annotation, molecular function: RNA binding. Gene Ontology annotation, cellular component: U2 snRNP; U2-type spliceosomal complex. NCBI's taxonomy places the organism in Eukaryota, Metazoa, Chordata, Aves, Falconiformes, Falconidae. Gene Ontology annotation, biological process: mRNA splicing, via spliceosome. The record is from RefSeq and is a predicted model, not a curated record.
GGGGCUGCUUCCGCUCCUGCGCGCGGCGGGGCUCUGGGGCGGUCACCGGCCGCGUGAGGCGUAGGGGGUCUGCGCGCUCCCGCCGCUCCCGGCUGCGAGUGCCCGCGCUCCACGGCCCCGCCACCGAGAGGGGCGGGGCGAGCGGGCGCCUCAGGCGGCGGUGCCGGUGCUUAGGCCCGGUGCGGGCGUCUCCGCCAGCCCAGCCCCCCGCCGAGGCCCGCCGACCGGGCCAGGAUGAGUGGCGAGGACGGGAACGAGGAGUUCUACCGGCAGCUGCAGCUCCAGCAGCAGUACGAGGCCGAGCCCGGCGGCGAGGGCGAGGCCGACCCCUUCACCUACGUGGACCCGGCCGAUGGGGCCGCCUACGAGUGGGACCGGGAGAAGAAGGCCUGGUUCCCCAAGAUAACAGAAGAUUUCCUGGCAACAUACCAUGCCAACUAUGGCUUCCAUGCAGAUGAUAAAGACAGUUCUUCUGCUUCUGGCACAGCAACUGAAAGUAAGCAACCAGUAAGUUCUAAGACAUCAGGAACACAACCAUCAGCAAAUGAGAAAGGACCACAACAAACAGAUCCAAAACAAAAACCAGAAAAACGAAAGCUUGAGCCAGGAUGGUUUCAUGUUGAAGAAGACAGAAACACAAAUGUUUAUGUGACUGGUUUACCUCCAGACAUUACAAAAGAUGAGUUUGUACAAGUCAUGUCAAAAUGUGGUAUCAUUAUGCGAGAUCCUCAGACAGAAGAACACAAAAUCAAAUUGUACAAAGAUAAAGAAGGAAAUCUUAAAGGAGAUGGCCUCUGUUGCUAUCUAAAGAGAGAAUCAGUUCAACUUGCAUUGAGACUUCUGGAUGAGGCAGAAAUUAGAGGCUAUAAAUUGCAUGUUGAAGUUGCAAAGUUUCAACUGAAGGGGGAGUAUGAUGCAAGCAAAAAGAAGAAGAAGUGUAAAGACUACAAGAAGAAGUUGUCCCAACAGCAGAAACAGCUGGAUUGGAGGCCUGAGAAGAAAGAUGGCACAACUCGAAUGCGACAUGAACGCAUUGUCAUUAUCAGGAAUAUGUUUCACCCAAAGGACUUUGAGGAGGAUCCGUUAGUGCUAAAUGAGAUCAGAGAAGAUCUGCGGACAGAGUGUGAAAAGUUUGGUCAAGUAAAGAAGGUUCUCAUAUUUGAUCGACACCCUGAUGGCGUGGCUUCUGUGUCAUUUAAAGAAGCAACAGAAGCAGAUCUGUGCAAGCUAACUCUAAAUGGAAGGUGGUUUGGUGGCCGUCAGCUCAGUGCUGAAACAUGGGAUGGUGUAACAGAUUAUCAGGUGGAGGAGACUGCAAGAGAAAGGGAAGAAAGGCUCAAGGUGUGGGGAUCAUUUUUAGAGGAUCCUGAUGCAAAGGAGCAACAAACUACGGCUGAUUCAGAUUCUGCAACAAGUAGUGUUAAACUGCCUGAAGGCAGACAACCUUCAAAAGUUAAUGACACAUCUAAGGAGGAUGUAAAUGAUGAAGCCCAUAAGAGGGAGAAUAAUGGUGAGGGCAUUAAUGAAGAUGGUGCUCCAUCUACAGACAGCAGCCUUGCAGGCAGUGAUGUUGAAGCAGAUACAUAACAUCUUUAAUGCUUUAUGAAAGCAUGGGUUUUAGGGUGAUGUUUGAGUUUAUCCCUUUCUUCAGGGUGACUGCAGACAAUAUUCAUAGGAACAUAUGCAUAUUAGAAUGUCAUCAACUGUGUGCUUUGAAGUUUUCAUUAAAAGCAGUAUUUAAUGAGGUUCUAAAAGUUUGUAUUAAUUGGCUGUUCAGGUAAAGUAACUCAAGUUGCCAAGAAUGCAGUGAAACUCGUCAGGCUUCUUUUGUUCUAACUAUGCGUGUUAGUGUUACAUUAUGUAAGUGUGAAAUAUGUUAUAACCCUUAAGUUUUUGUAACUAUAUGUAACUUAAGUAAUGCAAAGCUAUUACAAAACUUGUGGAUUUUACUGUUAAUUUUCCUGUAUGCCUUGGAACUUGGUAUCUCAUCCUUAAAAAUGAUUCUUGUCCUGAGUACUUUGGAUCAUUUUAUGGAACAGAUGCUGUGAUACGUUAUAGGGUGAAUGCAUUGGAUAUGUUGCUAUGCAUUAAGUAGCAAAUGGUAAGAGUAGUAUGCAAACUUAAGGGAGGUGGAAUACAAACGGCAUUGACGUAGCCAACAUAAAGCAAGCUGAGUGAAGAUAGACUAUUAAAUCACAUCACUUAGUAAAUUAUUUUUUUUUCCCCUGUUUAGAUCUUCUGUUGGGGCUGGAAUUAUGUCAAGGAGACUAGAAAUGCAUGAGCACACACAUUCUAGGCCAUAGUGAAAUAAGACUGAUCUUAAACUCUCAUGGUCUGUAUGCAGUAGGUAUGCAGAAUAGGCUUUUGAUUGAUGUGUUUACUUUGUUUAGUUUUUGCUUUAAUAUUAAAGGGUUUUGUUAACUUUGUUAGAGUAAGUGUGAGUUCACUUCAACACUUUUAGCUUAGCCUUACAGGCUCUUCAAAGUGGGGAAAAUCUCCCAUGUUUCAUAAAAUUUAAAGGCUUUUGGCAACUUGAACUACAGUUUGUUGUGCAAAAGUUAGAAUACUUGAAAAUAUGCUUUCAAAUAAUAUUCCUUUAUAUGGAAAAAGCAGAUACUAGCCCUCUUAGAAAUACUUCCAAAAGCAAGGGUUUAAAAAGACAUUCUAACUUUAGAUAACUUAAUAAGUGGCAGGCUUUCAAAAAUAACUGGGGGAGUCAUUUUGGGCACAGUCAUUCUUAAUUUAGAAUCCGAUUCUAUUGAUACCUAAGGAUAGGAGAAUAUGGAUAUAGGCACUAAACCAUUAAUAUAUUGGUGCUAAAUUCAUAGCAUGCUGUUCAUAUGGAUGGUUACUAGUGCUGAUUUGUAAGGAGGAUCUUUUGAUUUUUUUUUUUUAAUUCAUACUGGAUUGUAAGACCAUAGAUGAUAGUUCUUAUAUUUCCAUCAUGAAAUAUUCAGAAUAUACUGAAAAAUGGUGUAUUCAAACUUUGUGCUCUGAGAUUACCAUCUAUAUUUUUUCCAGAAAUCUGUAUGGUACUCUUAAGUAUGGCUUGGUUUUGUUGUGUUUUGGUUUUCAUGUGUAAUUGAUAUGUGUGGGCAGCUAUGCCAACCAGAGCAUCUAAGUUAACACUUGGCACAUGGUUAUAAAUGGUAUAUUUUUGUGACAAAAUAUCUGGUCUUACAAGAGAGAUGAUAUUUGAAUUCAGGAUUUAGAAUUCUGGGGGCUCAUUAUAAGCUGGAAUGACAGAUUUCCACUUUUGAGUGGCAUUAUAAAGAAGACCUGUAACUCUUGCCAGCUAAGAAAGACCAUUUUCUCAUUUUUAUGAGUGUGUGAAUUGUACGUUUCAGCGAAACAGGUGUUUGAACAAUUUGGGGAAUCUGAAAUACUGCCUGGUUUGUGGCUGCAUGUAGUGGCAUAUUCAGAUUACAUCUCUGAGUUGUGUUGGUUCUGCCUCAGUUAUUUUUACUGGUAAUAAGCACCACAGACCUUUGAGGGCUGGAAUUUUUUGCAUAUGGAGAGUGUAAUGUAGUGUGGAGGUUAUUGCUUUCAGUGCUCCUUUUUUUUCUUCCAGCUUCUAGACUCCAGGCGUUAGAUCUGUUAGACUAUAGCGUUAACUUUUUUUGAGAGAGCCUAGUCAUGUAACACUCUACACAGUUAAAUCACAUGUUUUACAGUGGAAUUGCAGCUGAUACAGGGAAACUUAAAAGUAUGUAAAGAAUUGUACAGUUCUAUGAACCCUUAUGGUAUCAGAUAUAAAAAAAUAAGGUUAGUGUUAGUGUUUGAAAAGACUUUGAAAAAUAAUCAUUAUAUGUGCAGUAACCUUCCUCUCUCCGAUUGGUGUACAAAUUUGAUUGGCUUGCUUCAAAAGUCAAACAUGAUGUUAAGUCUUUUCACCUUUUCCUCUAAACAGUGAAGUCAAGCACCGACAUAUAUUGAGACCAAAUGCAUUACUGGCUUUUCUAUUAACUAGGAUUCUUAAGGAAAUAAAAGCUGUUUUUUCAUGCAAA